UAAAACAACAAAAAAUAAGUAUAAAGUCAACUCUUAUUAGAAAUACAAUGACAGCAGCAUACAUAACAUAGGUGGUCAACCAGUAUUUAAAAGAUUUAUAAAGUUGAUAAAUAUUGUUCAUCUCAUAAUUUUCAUAAUCAAAGAGAUAAAAUAAGAUGAAUGAUUAUGAUGAUCGAAGUGUGAUGAUAAAGAAAAGCUACUUUGAAGUGUUGGGGCUGUGUUGUGCAUCAGAAGUUUCACUGAUUGAGAAAAUUGUUAGGGCUCUUAAUGGAGUCAAACACAUCUCUGUCAUCGUCCCAACCAAAACACUCAUUGUUUUUCAUGAUUCCCUUCUCCUUUCCGAUUCUCAAAUUGUUGAAGCCUUGAACAAGGCAAGGUUGGAAGCUAGUGUUAAGCAAAAGGGAGAUGAAAAAUACUUAAAGAAGAAAUGGCCAGUCCCAUCGGUCAUGGCCUGUGGAUUAUUACUUGCUAUGUCGUUUAUGAAGUUCUUAUAUCAACCCUUAGAGUGGUUGGCCCUUGGCUCUGUUAUCAUUGGUGCUCCCUCCAUUAUUAUCAGAAGUUUUACCUCCAUUUGGAACCUCACACUUAAUGUAAACAUUCUUGUUCUAUUGGCAGUGGUAGGUACUCUUGCUUUACAGGAUUAUUGGGAAGCUGGAACUAUUGUCUUUCUAUUCUCCAUUGCUCAGUGGCUUGAAUCAAAAGCCAGUCAUGAGGCCAUGGCUGCAAUGUCAGUAUUGACAAACAUGGCUCCUCAGAAAGCUACAAUAGCUGAAACCGGUGAACAAGUUGAUGUCGAUGUUGUUGAGUUGAACACUAUCCUAGCAGUCAAGGCUGGUGAGGCCAUUCCAAUUGAUGGAAUUGUUGUUGAAGGAAAAUGUGAAGUUGAUGAGAAACUGAUGACUGGUGAGUCCUUUCCAGUUACAAAAGAACAGGACUCUACAGUUUGGGCAGGCACCAUAAAUCUAAACGGUUAUGUUAGUGUGAAAACUACUGCCUUAGCCAAAGACUCUGUGGUGGCAAGAAUGACGAAGCUUGUCGAAGAAGCGCUUAAGAAAAAGUCUCGAGCAGAAAGAUUUAUAGAUGAGUGCGCAAAGUACUAUAUUCCAACUGUUAUGAUAAUAUCAGCCAGUGUUGCUGUUAUUCCGGCCGUACUAAGAGUUCCAAAUGAAGAGUACUGGUUUCACUUGGCUUUGGUUGUUCUUGUAAGUACAUGUCCAUGUGCACUUGUCAUCUCCACACCUGUGACCAUUUUCUGUGCGCUUUCGAAGGCGGCCGCAACAGGACUUUUAAUAAAAGGCGGAGACUAUCUUGAACUUCUUGCGAAGAUUAAAACAGUAGCUUUUGACAAAACUGGGACAUUGACAAGGGGUGAAUUUAUGGUGAUUGAUUUUCAGUCUGUAAGUGAUGAAAUCAGCCUCAAUACAUUGCUCUGUUGGGUUUCAAGCAUUGAGAGCAAAUCAAGCCAUCCAAUGGCAGCUGCACUUGUUGGUUAUGGAAGUUUACACUCCAUUGAAUCAAAACCCGAAAAUGUGGAGGACUUUCAAACCUUUCCAGGGGAAGGAGUCUUUGGGAAAAUUGACGGAAAAGAUAUCUACAUAGGAAACUGGAGAAUUGGUCUGAGAGCUGGUUGCCAAAGAAGGUCAUUGGAUGCUGUCCAACAAACAAGUGGAAAAACAAAUGGCUACAUAUUCUGUGGAGCAACUCUAGUUGGAAGAUUUGGGCUCUCUGAUACAUGUCGAUCUGGGGCCGCAGAGGCCAUUGAAGGGCUGAAAGAAUUAGGCAUUAGAUCUGCCAUGCUUACAGGGGAUAGUAAUGCAGCAGCCAUGCUUGCAUGGGAUCAGUUGGACCGUUCUCUAGAGAUUAUCCAUGCCGAACUUCUGCCUGAGGAGAAAGCCAAAUUCAUUGAAGAGUUUAAGAAGGAUGGACCUACAGCAAUGGUUGGAGAUGGAAUAAACGAUGCUCUUGCACUAGCUAAGGCUGAUAUUGGCAUAUCUAUGGGCAUUUCAGGUUCAACACUGGCUAUGGAGACAGGAGACAUAAUUCUCAUGUCAAAUGACAUCCGGAAGAUUCCAAAUGCCAUUUAUCUUGCAAAAAGGACAUUCAAAAAGCUGGUUGAGAAUGUCCUUAUCUCCAUCACUACCAAAAGUAUCAUACUAGCAUUAGCAAUUGCAGGCUAUCCUCUUGUUUGGGCAGCUGUUCUAACUGAUGUUGGGACAUGCUUAGUUGUAAUUCUUAAUAGUAUGCUACUUCUGAAAGACACCCCAAACCUUGAUGGAGGCGUUUCCAGGUCUGAGUACGGGACUUUCUCUUCAGUGUCAUGUAAAAACAAUGAAAGCAAAGGUCACUUGAAGAACAAUAGAGGUUAUGGGCUCCUGGAGACAAAGGAUUGUAACAAUGAAUGCUGCAAAAAAAUCACACGUGAGGUGAAAAAGUUAGACCCGAUUUCCAAGCAAGGUGGAAGCAGCAAACAAGUUUGCAGAGCAAAAAAAUGCACUGAUGGAAGUUGUCAGAAGGUCAUAAAUGUUGGAGGCUCGAACAAGUCGCAUUCGGAACAAAAUACUUGCCAGAAAAAUGACAGUCGAUGCUGCUCUAAAUCUGAUGUACAAAAUUGUUGCAAGAAAAAAUCUUCAGUUAGAACGAACAAUAUAAAUUCGCACUGCUGCCAGAAAAAUGAUGGGGCUUCUAGUGAAUUAAACUAUUGUGAAGCCAUUGACGUUGCAUGGGGUACUAACUUUGUGGAAAACAAUGUUACUGACCCCUAUAAAAGAUCAAAGAAGAUGGAAACUGAUAAUUACUGCAAGCAAAUGGAGAAGCAAUGUCUUAAUAAAAGUACCAGCGUCUCAGAAAUUAAUCCAAAGAAGACAGAGAUUGCUGGGUGCUCUAAGCAAUCCAGGGAGCAAUGUUGUCUUAAUUAUGAACAUGGGGCUAGUUCUAGAGAAAACUUGUUAUACAUUGUUAUUGAAUAGGUGCUGAUUGAUGUAAUUCUGGACAAUGAUAUUCUGUAAAAUUUCAGUUGUACAAAAAUAAGAGUCUUUCCUUUUUUUCUUAUUUGAAAAUGAAAAUCAUAUAUUG
Cannabis sativa is the source of this 3072-nucleotide messenger RNA. RefSeq names its product putative inactive cadmium/zinc-transporting ATPase HMA3. The coding region runs from base 156 to 2966 and encodes 936 amino acids. Lineage: Eukaryota; Viridiplantae; Streptophyta; Magnoliopsida; Rosales; Cannabaceae. The transcript has 9 exons. Gene Ontology annotation, cellular component: membrane. Gene Ontology annotation, molecular function: ATP hydrolysis activity; cadmium ion transmembrane transporter activity; metal ion binding. The record is from RefSeq and is a predicted model, not a curated record. Gene Ontology annotation, biological process: monoatomic cation transport.